This is a messenger RNA of Sugiyamaella lignohabitans, 4842 nucleotides long. RefSeq names its product adenylate cyclase (gene CYR1). NCBI's taxonomy places the organism in Eukaryota, Fungi, Ascomycota, Dipodascomycetes, Dipodascales, Trichomonascaceae. The transcript has a single exon. The record is from RefSeq and is a predicted model, not a curated record. The coding region runs from base 1 to 4842 and encodes 1613 amino acids. Gene Ontology annotation, biological process: cyclic nucleotide biosynthetic process; intracellular signal transduction. Gene Ontology annotation, molecular function: protein binding.
AUGGGCACUUUCUCGCAUCGCUCAUCGAGAGAACAGUCUUUGGAUUUGACUGAUUAUCACGACGAUCAAAGCAAGUUGACGUUUGACCUUGACACCGAUCUGGGUGAAAUGACUGGAAUCAUUAAAGACACACUAGCUGGCGAAGGUGAAACCACUGAAAGGGCCGUGGAAGAAACCCAGUGGGCUGCUCCUGAGAGUUGGGCUGUAUCUAAGGAGACACCCUUGACAGAAGAUGCCUUGUGGGCUAAUGGAGAUGCUAUUGCUUCGGCGCCUAAGAAGACCAAUUUCUUUUUGCGUGUGUUUAGAGAAGAUGGCACUUUUGGUACAGUAUCAUGCCCUCUAUAUGCAACUGUCUCCGAGUUAAUCCAGAUGUUGGGUAGGAAAUUUUUCCUUCCCUCUGUGGCAGGAUACAAAUUGUCAGUCAGGUCUGGCGGUUUGACACGACUUUUACAGCCCAAUGAACGACCGGUCUUAUUACAGAAAAUAUUGCUAGAGUUUAUGGGCUACACGGAGAGAGAUCGCAUUGCGGAACUUGGUAGGGAGGAUCUGAGUUAUUUAUGUCGAUUUGAGUUUUCCAAGACUCCAUUCAAGCAGUUUGGUAAGGAUGAUCGUGUAUAUGCAAGAGACGUCACGACCGUGGCCUUGAGAGAUAUGCAUCUCCAAACUAUUCCAAUAGUUAUCUUUCAAAAGGCUUCGGAAAUCGAGUCAUUAGAUGUAAGUGAGAAUCCCUCGAUUAUUUUGCCGUUGGAUUUCAUCCAGGCAUGCGCAAGACUUAAGGAGCUCAAAUUCAUCAGCAACCACUGUUUACAAUUCCCUGCUAAUAUCUUGAAAACUGCUGCCCUGACACAUCUGGACUUGUCUAAUAAUCUCCUCAUUACUUUGGACAAUAUUGACUUUGGACAGCUGCAACACCUACAAUCAUUAAAUCUUCAAGGUAAUCGCUUGACUAAUCUCCCUGAUAAUAUUAGCAAACUUGAACAACUCAAAGUGCUCAACAUGUCGUCAAAUAAUUUGACUCAUGUCAAUCCAGCCUUGUGUCGAAUCGAGUCUCUAAUUGAGUUGGACUUUUCGUUUAAUCGUAUCGAAGAGCUUCCCGAUGAAAUCGGCCAAUUGAAGCAACUGGAAAAGCUCGGCAUGACGAAUAACUAUUUGUCCAAAGAGUUGCCAAAAACAUUCAAUAACCUGGUCUCAUUAGUGGAUCUGGAUGUUCGUUAUAAUAAACUUCAGAAUAUCGACAUUCUUAGCGAGUUGCCUCGUCUGUCUAUGCUCUAUGUUUCCAAGAAUUCAGUUCAUACAUUCCAGCAUUCAUUCCACCGACUGAGCAUGUUUUACUUCGAUAGGAAUCCAAUUACUAAGAUCUUUUUCAAAGAGCCAUUGCAUAGUUUGACGGUGUUAAACCUACGGAAGGCUAAACUUACUGUCCUCAGUGACGACUUUCUGAAGAUGAUUCCUAUGAUUGAACGGUUGGUUCUGGAUGGCAACCAUUUGGUUACUCUUCCACCAGGAAUCGGCUCUUUGAAAAAGCUACUGUAUCUGAGUAUAGUGGCUAAUGAGUUGUCGAGUCUUCCACCAGAAAUUGGCAACCUGAAAGAGCUCCGAACGUUGGAUCUUCAUAGUAACAACUUGAAGAGUUUACCAGAAGAACUCUGGAAUUUGUCUUCAUUGAUGGUGUUGAAUAUUUCAUCCAACUUGCUAGACUCAUUCCCAAAGCCCAACUUCCAUAUUGGAAGUAUUGGUAGUGCCGACUCUAUGGCUCCUCUGUAUAAAUCACUCACUGCGUCAGUGGCCAAUCGCGAAGAAUUCAGUGAUUCCUAUGAGUUGCGCACUGUGGAUGAUCGAAGACCUUCUGUAAUGUCGGUUCAAUCUAUUCCGUCUCCAAAAGACGGUAGUUCUAGAAGAAUCUCCAUCUACCCUCCUUUACAGCCUAUUCCUUCAUACGACGAGAGUGAUUCAACCACCACUAAUGACGUUUCGGCUUCUCCCAGAGGUAGACCAUGUUUGUCACACAGUUUAUCGAUUCUGCGUGCUGCUGACAAUCGUUUCAAUGAUGACUGUUAUCAAGAGUUGUCAUUGCUCAGUGAAUUGCAGGUUUUGAAUCUGUCUUACAACGAACUUGUUGAUAUUCCAUAUGGAGCUCUAGGAAGGUUGACACGACUGAGAGAACUUUACUUAUCUGGUAACAACCUUAGCAGUUUGCCAGCAGACGACUUUCAAAAUACAAAGACGUUACGAGUUUUCUAUGUUAACUCCAAUAAGCUCCACUCGUUACCCGCAGAAGUGGGUAAGAUCUCUCAUUUGCAAGUCUUCGAUGUCGGUUCUAAUAAUCUUAGAUAUAAUAUCAACAAUUGGCCUUAUGAUUGGAAUUGGAACUGGAAUCGGGAGCUGAAGUAUCUUAACUUUUCAGGAAAUCGUCGUUUGGAGAUCAAAAAUAUGCAUGGAGCCACUUCACACUCUCGAGGAGAAGAUAACCAAAGGAACUUGAGUGACUUUACCGUCCUGACUAAUUUGCGAGUUUUGGGACUUAUGGACGUGACACUGAUGACACCGUCUGUACCUGAUCAGACUGAAAACUGCCGUGUCCGUACAUAUGGUUCCGAUAUAUUGUCAAUGAGUUAUGGUAUGGCCGACUCUCUAGGAGCUCAUGAUAAUCUAUCAACGAUGGAUUUGGUCAUCGAAAGGUUCAGAGGUAAUGAGAAGGAAGCUAUCAUUGGUCUCUUUGACGGUAGAAAUAAGAACCGUGAGGGAGGAAACAAGGUUAGUAAACUUAUCCAAGAAACUUUUGGAAAUAUCUUUGAUGAUGAGCUGUCUAAGCUCCGCGAAGGAGAAAGUGUUUCAGAUGCUUUGCGUAGAGCAUUCUUGUCAACUAAUAAGGAGAUCGGUAAUACUACUAUGCUACCAUCAGAAGAGAUUGCUCGUACAUUUAUAGCCCACAGAAGUUCAACUGCUGCUAAUCUUGAUCCCGAUGACCGAUCUACUGGAUCAUGUGCCACUAUUGUCUACAUCAACGACAAUCGUAUGUUUGUUGCAAACGUAGGAGACACUAUGGCAUUAUUGUCAAAGGGUAAUGGAGAUUAUACAGUUCUUACCACUCGCCACGAUCCUACAUCCAAGGAAGAGCUAGAAAGAAUAAGAGAAGGAGCUGGUAUUGUAUCUAGUGAUGGACGGUUGGAUAAUGUCCUUGAUGUGUCACGAGCAAUUGGAUUCUACAAUCUCAUCCCGCAUAUUCACGCAGCUCCAUCUAUUGCUGAGUAUGAUCUUACUGAUGCGGACGACUUCUUGAUUCUCGCUAGUAAGCAACUUUGGGAAUAUGUGACAUACGAAAUGGCAGUUGAUUUGGCGAGAACCGAAAUCGACGAUCCUAUGUUGGCUGCACAGAAACUACGUGACUUUGCCAUUGCCUAUGGUUGUAACGACAAGAUUAUGGUGAUGGUUAUUGCAGUUGGUGGAUUCCGUAGAAAGGCCAAGUACAAGGGCUCAACAGGAGGUAACAUAAAUCAUCUCGGCUCUUUAGCUGGUGCCGAAGAAGAAUUGUUCCCUUCGUUGAAGAAACGACGUGACAAGUCAUUGUUACCGGAAGAUUCGUCCUUGGCUAGACUUGGUGGUGAAGUAGAGCCUCCAGUGGGUGAUGUUGCAAUGGUAUUCACUGAUAUCAAGAACUCCACACUUUUAUGGGAAACAUACCCUGUUGCAAUGAGAUCAGCCAUCAAAACUCAUAAUGCUAUAAUGAGAAGAAAUAUUCGUAUUAUGGGUGGAUACGAAGUUAAGACUGAAGGUGAUGCGUUUAUAGUUUCGUUCCCUACGCCUACUUCAGCUCUUCUAUGGUGUUUCAGUGUACAAUCGCAAUUACUAGUGGCAGAUUGGCCUGCAGAGAUAGUGGAGUCUAAAGAAGGAGGACCAGUGACUGAUUCCAACGAUGUACUUAUCUUCCGUGGUCUGUCAGUAAGAAUGGGUAUCCACUGGGGUAGACCAGUAUGUGAGACAGAUGUCAUUACUAAGAGAAUGGACUAUUUUGGCCCCAUGGUGAACCGAACAGCUCGUAUUAGUGCUGUUGCCGAUGGUGGUCAAAUUACUCUUUCUUCAGACUUCCUAUCUGAAAUUAAACGUCUGGAUAAGGCACACAAGCGUGUUCUUGAAGGAACAAGUUUGCCGGAAGCAUAUGGAGAUGAGGCUUUAGGCGAAUCAAUGGAUCGUAACAUGAAAAUGCUGCAUCAAUUAGGAUACAUCGUGCAAGAUCUUGGAGAAAUGAAAUUAAAGGGUCUAGAAAAUCCUGAAUCUAUCUCAGUCAUAUACCCUAAGAGUCUUCGAGGCCGUCUUGAGCAUCAUGAACAAAACCGUACUCCAGAGCAAAUCAAGCAACAGACGACUAGUUUUGGCGGUGUAAUGGGUGGUGACGGGAAGCCGGAUAUGAGACAACCCAAGAGACCAUCACAUCCUUUAGGACACGGUGCAGUGCGUGCUGGAGGGCUCACAAUGGACCUCCUACAGCGAUUGCGGUCAGUUUCCAAUAGAUUGGAAAAAGUAUGCUCGCAGCUCAACAUGCCUGCUAUUGACAUGACUGCAUUUUCCGAUUAUGACAGGAAGACUAAUGCCAAUGUCAUGGCCGUGGUACCUAAUACUGAUUAUGAUUACAUUCUGUUUUUCGAGCAGCUCGUAACAAGAAUCGAAAACGCUCUGUCGACAUUAUAUAUCCGUGCUGCAUCAAACAACAUACGACAUCACUAUGCUUCGGAAGGACCAACUGAUACUUUGUCGGAGUUGGCAGAUAUCCUGAAGAAGAUGUCGAUUCUUGUUGUGGAAAAUCGAAUCAAACUAGACAGUCCAAACCCGACCUCAUCUGGUUAG